Messenger RNA from Gymnodraco acuticeps, 2894 nucleotides. RefSeq names its product coiled-coil domain containing 181 (gene ccdc181). Gene Ontology annotation, molecular function: microtubule binding. NCBI's taxonomy places the organism in Eukaryota, Metazoa, Chordata, Actinopteri, Perciformes, Bathydraconidae. The transcript is spliced from 6 exons. The record is from RefSeq and is a predicted model, not a curated record. The coding region runs from base 789 to 2333 and encodes 514 amino acids.
GACUGAAAACUCAUCUCUUUCGACUCCACUUCGAGCGAUAGAACUAUUAACAAAGCACUUAUAUACUAAUAAAGGACUGGCUUAUCUAAAGCCAGUUGAGUAGCACUUGAAAUGUUUGGCUCUAUGAAACCUGAUGUACUUAUAUGAUUCUGUUUUCUUCAAGGUUGUGUCUUCCUGGUCGAAUGUACUUAUUGUAAGUCGCUUUGGAUAAAAGCUAAAUGCAAUGUAAUGUAAUGUAAUGUAAUGUACUUUUUCAAUGCUACUUUUACAGAAGUAACAUACCUUAGUUCUUGUUCCACCACAGUUGAAAUAUAAUAGAGCAAGCCAUGAUUUUAGCAUUGUUUUAUUUUGUAAUAUCCUAUAGGCUAAUAUGAACUGGCAACUAAUUUGUUAUAUAAAUAAACAGAGAAGGUGGUAUAUCAUUUUUUAUACUAGCUUUAUAUUUCAAAAUGUUCUUUGGGAUUAUUUCUCUGAGGGGCUCCUGGAACCAUGUUUUCUCUUGUGUGCAUGGAGAUGUUAUUAUUUUGUGAAUUGUGUGUCCUGUAUGCGCAUGCGCAAGUAGUAAAGCGUGUUGUAGGUCUCUAUGACGACGGGUCUAAUAAACCUUUUAGAGCUGCAGAGGGACUGGAAGCAGAUUAUGUACACAGGUGUUGUUCCGCAGACUGCCAGACACUAUGUGGGCCAGUUAGAUGGAGGGAUAGUUACAAAACAAGCCGGCCGGAUGGUAGUGACAUCGCUCUGAACUCAACCGGAAUACUAAGCAAGGACCCGCCGGUGCUGUGAAGAUUAUGAGUGGGGUGGUUAUCACAAAGUCUCAGGACGAAUACGAGGACGACUUCGAGAAGGAUCUGGACUGGCUGAUCAGCGAGGAAUCCCGGAGUGAGGACCAGGGUCCUGACUUUAAAGACAUAGAAGCAGAGAUUGACAAAGAACUGGAGGAGGAUGAGAAACAGAAAAGAAAGAAAAGAAAGCAGAGAAGCCUCAAGGAGGAGAAGAGAGGCAAGAAAUCCGAAGAGUUGAAAGAAGAUGAAGAGAGGUGGCCCUCACCUAUGGAUCCAUUAGAGUAUGAUUCAGACAGAGACAGCCCAAAUAAGUCCUCAACCAUACUCCCACCUCCUCCAGAGAUGGAGGAACAGACUGAAGAGGAGAAGAAGUACAUCCAGGAGAAGAUCCAGCAGGCGAAUCGAGAGCUGCAGGACCAAGAGGCCCCGAGUAUGACGAGACGCAGACGGCUGCAUUUUAAAGAGACGCUGGUGGACCUGGUGGUGUCUCCACAGCAGUUUGAGAAAGGAGACACUGGUGAGGUGGAAGGGGAGCAGUGCACCAAGGAUUCAAAGGUCGAGAUCGAAGUGUCGGGGAAGCUUUCUGAGCUAAAACUUUCCCCUCGACAAGAGAGGGAAUCUGGCAGAGCUGCGGAGAGCAUUGAGGGAGGGUUAAAGGAAGGAAAAGUCCUGGUAGAAAAGGAUGGUAAGUUUGACCUAGUCAGCCUGAAAGAGGUGGAGAGUAUGGGACUGCUGCCUCCUAUAGCAAACAACAGCAUGGACUUCUCCUUCUCACGUCACACAGAGCAGACUGUGAGCUCCAGUAAGACCUCCAGGUCCUCCUCCUCUCCUCGUGCCGGCUCUCACCCUUUCCAUCAAGGCAUAAAUCAGCUCCCUGCCCCCCGACCCCCAGCCCAGCCCAGGAGCAGGCCCAGCUCAGCCAGCCACAGCCAGAGAGGCACCCAGUGGAGAAACAGCAAGCGGAGGGUGCAGUCUGCCACCGGGACCCCCUGCCAGGCCACAUACAGCCUCUCACCACAGCAGAAAGAGCUGCUGCAGAGGAUCGAGCAGAGGAAGAACAGGCUGGCCAGAGAGGAAGAGCAGAGGAAACAGGAGGAAGAGGAGCAGAAGAGGCAAGAGAACGAGCUGGCAUUUAAGGCCUGGCUGAUGAAGAAGAGAGAGCAGUUUCAGGAGGAGAAGAGGAUUCACCGAGCCCAGGAGAUGGAGAGGAACAGCGCUAAGAGAGACUCCAGCGACCCAGAGGAGACCUUCAGGCUGUGGCUCCAGAGGAAGCAGGAGCAGCAGCAGAGAGAGAGACACCUGCUGGAGCUGAAGAGGCUGGAGGAGGACAGCGGAUACCUCCUGCGCAGCCGAGAGGAGUGUGAGCGUGCCUUCAAACUGUGGCUGAAGCGUAAACGGGCGGAGAAGCAAGCGGAGCAGCAGGCGGCUCGAGAGCGCUCCCGCAGGUUGGUGCUGGAGGAGCGGCGCGCACGACGGAUGAGGGACCUGCUGUGCACCGUCAAUGAAACCAAGCCAUUCAGAUUUACCGAACAGCUGGACCACCGCUUCUGAACCAAACACAUCCAAUGUCCCCUGGAUUCAAACACACACCACCUCAAACUCCACCCUGGGCAACACGAGACUUGGAAUGAACAGAAUACAUAGUUUACUCUCAGUCCAGUUGUUAUUUAUUUCUAUUUCUGGGCUGUGUUAAAGCACAUUCUGAGAAGAUAAAGUUUACCGCAGUGACCUCCUCUUAGUGUGAUAACAUUAAAAGAGUGACUGAUUUUUUGUUACUGUAUUUACCUUACGCUGACGCACUUUACUUUUAAUGGAGCUAAACUGCAGGGCUGUACAGCGUAAGCUCAAGUUUUUGUUACUGUAUGCCUUUCGUCAGAGAGUGUUCGGUUACAUAGGUAUACAAGCAUACUUUUGAGUUUACAACAGGUGACUUGAACAGAUAAAACUCUAAAGGAAUGAGAUAUAGAUCUGUAAAGCGAUAUAUGCCUGGUUGUUUGAGACAUGACUCAGACAUAACACAAACAAUGUAUCAAUUUCUUUGUUUAAAAUGCAUUCUUGUUUCCUGCAAAUGAACAAUGAUGAGAUGAACAAAUAAAACAAAUAUACGCAGUU